Messenger RNA from Helianthus annuus (common sunflower), 1044 nucleotides. RefSeq lists its product as uncharacterized. The transcript has a single exon. Lineage: Eukaryota; Viridiplantae; Streptophyta; Magnoliopsida; Asterales; Asteraceae. The coding region runs from base 1 to 1044 and encodes 347 amino acids. The record is from RefSeq and is a predicted model, not a curated record.
AUGGAACUGAUCAGAGUUAUGGUUGAUGCAAGAUAUAAGGAUACUCAGGAAGAUAUAAGGGGUAUUAAAGAAUCCCUUGCAAAACUCACUGCCACUUCCCCUGCACCUAUCUUUGAAAAAGAUGAUCAAGAUGAUGCCAAAAAGGGGGAAAAAGAUUCCUUGAGAAAACUUGAUGUUGACCCCAAAGCAAAACCAAAAGGUCAACCAAAACAAAAGCCAGAAUCUUCCAAAGACACUUUUGCAAAAUCUUCUGAAAAAUCUGAUGCUGGAAAGAAAAAGGGAGUUGAUGAGACCCUUAAUAAACAGACAGAUGCAGAGAUUUUAGAAAAGCAUAAGAGAAAAGAUACAGUAGAAAGCAAGGCAGAUGUUUGGAAGCAGGAACAGGAGAAAAAAAUGAAAAGAGAAAACCAAAUACAAAACAUUGGCACUUCUAAUAGAAGAAAAUCAUUCAGAAACAACAAACCUCCAAUUGCCACAUUCCCCAAAAACACUAAUGCUUUUAAAAAGCCAACCACUGCUGCAACCAAACCCAAACGUUCACCUCAAAAAUCAUCACCACAAAAGCCACCUCAAAAGAAGCAGAAAACAGCUUCAUCACCACCACCAUCCUCCAUAAAAUUAACAGAUGUUGAUGCAUCAAAAGCAUCAUUAGAUGUUAAGGCAACAACUGUUGAGACACCAGUGGUUUCAGCAGUUGUUAGCCAAACCACUGCCUCAAUAUAUUUUGAUCCUCCACCAUCAACACAACCACCAACACCUCAAAGAUUCCCCUCACAAUCAACCUUUUCACCUAAACCACCAUCUCCAUCAAAAACUCCUCUUCCUCCAAAGUUUGCCUAUGCCAAAAAAAAAAGGAAAUUUGUGGUGCUUGAUGAAGAAAAAGAAAUUCCAUCACCAAUUCCUUUAUCAUCUGCUCCUGCUACAUUCAUUCCAUCCUCAUCUCCAAAAACAAACCCACUUGAUCAUCCACCCACUAGUCACAUUACCAUGUGUCAUUCCAUUGGCAACUCAAUAUCCUCUGGAACUGCCUGCAGUCCAAUAUGA